CUCCCAGCGGGGGCCUGAUGCCCUGCUCACCGUGGCACUUCGAAAGCCCCCAGGCCAGCGCACAGACGAGGAGCUGGACCUCAUCUUUGAGGAGCUGCUGCACAUCAAGGCUGUGGCCCACCUCUCCAACUCGGUGAAGCGAGAACUAGCGGCAGUUCUGCUGUUUGAACCACACAGCAAGGCGGGGACUGUGUUGUUCAGCCAGGGGGAUAAGGGCACCUCGUGGUACAUUAUCUGGAAGGGAUCUGUCAACGUGGUGACUCAUGGCAAGGGGCUGGUGACCACACUGCAUGAGGGAGAUGAUUUUGGACAGCUGGCUCUGGUGAACGAUGCUCCCCGGGCAGCCACCAUCAUCCUGCGAGAAGACAACUGUCAUUUUCUCCGUGUGGACAAGCAGGAUUUCAACCGUAUCAUUAAGGAUGUGGAAGCAAAGACCAUGAGGCUGGAAGAACAUGGCAAAGUGGUACUGGUGCUGGAGAGAACCUCUCAGGGCGCUGGCCCUUCUCGCCCCCCGACCCCAGGCAGGAACCGGUAUACGGUGAUGUCUGGUACCCCAGAGAAGAUCCUAGAACUGCUGUUGGAGGCCAUGAGACCUGAUUCCAGUGCUCAUGACCCAACAGAGACAUUCCUCAGCGACUUCCUCCUGACCCACAGUGUCUUCAUGCCCAGCGCCCAGCUCUGUGCUGCCCUCCUGCACCACUUCCAUGUGGAGCCCGCGGGAGGCAGCGAGCAGGAGCACAGCACCUAUAUCUGCAACAAGAGGCAGCAGAUCCUGCGGCUGGUCAGCCAGUGGGUGGCCCUGUAUGGCCCCAUGCUCCACACUGACUCUGUGGCCACCAGCUUUCUCCAGAAACUCUCAGACCUGGUGAGCAGGGAUGCCCGGCUCAGCAACCUGCUACGGGAGCAGUGGCCGGAGAGGCGGCGACACCACAGGUUGGAAAAUGGCUGUGGGAAUACAUCUCCUCAGAUGAAGGCCCGGAACAUGUCUGUUUGGCUCCCCGGCCAGGACGAGGCCCUCCCCAGCAGCAACUGUGCCAUCCGAGUUGGGGACAAAGUCUCCUAUGACAUCUGCCGGCCAGACCACUCAGUGCUGACCCUGCAGCUACCUGUGACAGCCUCAGUGAGAGAGGUGAUGGCAGCAUUGGCCCAGGAGGAUGGCUGGACCAAGGGGCAGGUGCUGGUGAAGGUCAACUCCGCAGGCGAUGCCAUUGGCCUGCAGCCAGAUGCCCGUGGUGUGGCCACAUCCCUGGGGCUCAACGAGCGGCUCUUUGUUGUCAACCCACAGGAAGUGCAUGAACUGACUCCACACCCUGAGCAGCUGGGGCCCACUGUGGGCUCUGCUGAGGGGCUGGACUUGGUGAGUGCCAAGGACCUGGCAGGCCAGCUGACGGACCAUGACUGGAACCUCUUCAACAGCAUCCACCAGGUAGAACUGAUCCACUAUGUGCUGGGCCCCCAGCACCUGCGGGACGUCACCACCGCCAACCUGGAGCGCUUCAUGCGCCGCUUCAAUGAGUUACAGUACUGGGUGGCCACGGAGCUGUGUCUCUGCCCCGUGCCCGGCCCGCGGGCCCAGCUGCUCAGGAAGUUCAUUAAGCUGGCGGCUCACCUCAAGGAACAAAAGAACCUUAACUCCUUCUUUGCCGUCAUGUUUGGCCUCAGCAACUCGGCCAUCAGCCGCCUGGCCCACACCUGGGAGCGGCUGCCCCACAAAGUCCGGAAGCUGUACUCGGCCCUUGAGAGGCUGCUGGACCCCUCGUGGAACCACCGAGUGUACCGACUGGCCCUCACCAAGCUCUCCCCUCCUGUCAUCCCCUUCAUGCCCCUUCUUCUCAAAGACAUGACCUUCAUCCAUGAAGGAAACCACACCCUGGUGGAGAAUCUUAUCAACUUUGAAAAGAUGAGAAUGAUGGCCAGAGCUGUGCGGAUGCUGCACCACUGCCGGAGCCAUAGCAAUGUGCCUCUUUCACCGCUCAGAAGCCGAGUCUCCCAUCUCCAUGAGGACAGCCAGGCAUCAAGAAUUUCCACAUGCUCGGAGCAGUCCCUGAGCACCCGGAGUCCAGCCAGCACCUGGGCUUAUGUCCAGCAGCUGAAGGUCAUCGACAACCAGCGGGAACUGUCCCGCCUCUCCCGGGAGCUGGAGCCGUGAGGAGGGGGCUGAAGCUGGAGCAGGCAUUUCCCGCUGGGAAAGUCAGGGCACGCCUGGGCCAAGGGGCCCACGGGCUGGCCACAGCUGGGCAGGGCUCUCCGCGGAGUGGACUCGAGGCCCUGGAGUGGGCAGCGUGGAGGCGGCCAUCCCCUGUGAUGAUUGGCCACUAAGGAGGACCUUGCAGUGGAGUGAGCUGAGGCCCAAGGCCAAGGAACGGGGGACAGAGAGGCUCUGGAGCGGGUGGGAGAGCGGAGCAGGCGCUGGGACUCUGUGUUCAAUAGAGAGCUCUCCAUACCAGGUUUUUUCCAGAUUUUGUGUCUAUGGCUUUGUUGUCCAGCCAUCUCCUGGCCCCUGCGGUUUGUUUUCACAGCGAACUGAGAGAGUGCCUGCAUGUGUGUGGCAUGUGUGUGGCAGGGUAGGGCCGGCUGUAGAGCGGGCAGGAGAGGGGAGGGGGCGGUUCUGCUUUUCUUUCCAUAGCAUGUGAGCUAAACAAACGAGUGUGGUCAGGGAUGUUUGUGUGGGAGUGGUGGUCCCCGAGAAGCCUUAUUGUUACCGUACAUUAACAGAGAUGCCUGUGUUCUGAGGCCAGUCCUGUGGGGCUGUGGCAGAGACGCCUAGGAGCUGAGGAGAAGGUGCCGUGCCUUGGGGUGGACCCAGAGAGGCUGAUGCAGCAGCCCUCCUGCUCGUGCAUGGUCUCUGGGACCCGACCCAGGCAAGGCUCCGGGAUGGCUGGUGGCUGUCCAAUCUAACCUCUCUGGCCACAGUACCUGCUAGAGCCUGGAGCCCCUGCCAGUGGCUGACCAGCAUAGCCCUCUGCUCUUCACGGUGCUCUGAGAGGACUAUUACAGCCCAGCUGCAAGUAGCUCUGUCCACGUCCUCGUCUGGCCGGCUUCACUUCCUAACCCUCUGCUUGCAGCACGUUAUGGCCUGUCUGGAGGUACUCACACUGAACAAAGGCCUCCAGGAGGUGGCCAGUGAUAGAGAGGACGCUGAGGCAGAGGCUUCUGAGGAAAGUGUAUUCCUUGCUGAGGCCUAACAGGCUUUCAGGAAGUCAGGAUGUCUUGUCAGUGAUAAGAAUGGUCCUGAUAGACUCUGUCAACGUUAAGUCCUCUCUUCAGCACAUCUCCUGGGAACCAACUACUGCGAGGACCCUUCCCACUCGGAGCACACCUGAGGAAGCUCUAGGAAAGACCUCCCUCCUCUCUGCUCCCUGUGGCGCUGAGCAUGGCAGGGGAAGGCCUAUUGUCUGGCCCCAAAGGGAACCUCUCGGCCUUGAUGAUGACCUCGGAGUAGGUACUGAGCAGCAGGGCCCAGGGCAUAUGGAGAAAGUGGGCCCUGCACUUGCUCAGCAGGUACAUCUGCCAGGGCUCAGGCUGGACACACCACUGCCUCCCUUCACCCCUACACUCCGUGCUCAUGGACACACAUGCAAACUGCUUCCAGAAAGCUUCAGAACUCAGCAGAAGCAGCACAACUGGGAUUAAACCUCAGGUUUCUAAGUGAAUCUGAGCAAGUCAAUGAAUAGUUCUCUGCCUCCAUCUCUCCAUCUGUAAGAUGGGUGUGAUGAUCUCAGUCUAGUUCUUAGUGACAAACCAGUCAAACUGCAGCCCUGCCUCCAUAGCUGAGGUGACAGCCAUGGGCAGUCCUUGUCCUCAACCUGACAGAGUGGCACUAUCACCUCUGGUGAAGUUGGGCAGAGCCCAUUCCCCAGGGAAAGCCUGGGGUGGAGCAGGUGUCAGGGGUAACCCAGCCAGUUCCCUUGCCUAUGGGUGGAGAUGGAAGACCACUGGGCGCAGAAACUUCCAGAGCUGAGCAAUCAUGACAGGAGGCCUCAGCCUUGGUAAGUCUGGACUCCCAGGGACUUUCUCCUCUUAUAAACCGAUUGUCAGUUUCAACAAGACCAGCAAGACGGCUGUGGCCCUUCACGACCCUUUCAGACUCAAGGGCAAGACCAGCCCUGCAACGAUGGAAGCCGAGUGCAGUAGGGGCUGAUGUCCCCAUCAGCAUUUCUCCUUUGUUUUCCUCUGUGGUCACAUCUAUGUCCCAAUGGAACUUUGGCAACGUUUGAACACCCUUCAGCGUUGCAACGUCCCAGCUGCUGCAGUCUUGUGGGCAGGACGCCUGAUGAGCCUGCUGAGAGAGGCCUUGCCAGGAGAACAGUGCCCAGGGCAGCAGGAGGACACCCUGGGAGCCAGAGGCCCAGUUGACUGGGCCCAGUCUCCGCUGAGGAGGGAAAGGCUCCAGGCCACAAUAACUUGCUUCUGUCUCCCUGACUGCCCAGGCAUAGGGUGGGUGUGGUAGCAUUUUCUUGUGUCCUAGCAGCCCAGGCUUGUGUGUACGGGGCUCCUAGUUUGUGUCUCAGCUUCAGGAGAGCUGUGAUGAGAGGGGGGAAUUCAUGCGACUGGUGAAAGAAGGAAGUGUGAGAUCAAGACUUUAAAAAAAACCUCUUCUACCUAAAAGGAGAUAAA
Molecule: messenger RNA, 4617 nt
Organism: Hipposideros armiger (great roundleaf bat)
Lineage: Eukaryota; Metazoa; Chordata; Mammalia; Chiroptera; Hipposideridae
Product: rap guanine nucleotide exchange factor 3
Exons: 25
Coding region: 437-2149 (570 amino acids)
Biological process (GO): Ras protein signal transduction
Cellular component (GO): plasma membrane
Molecular function (GO): guanyl-nucleotide exchange factor activity
Source: RefSeq, a predicted model, not a curated record